Chironomus riparius is the source of this 4820-nucleotide messenger RNA. Lineage: Eukaryota; Metazoa; Arthropoda; Insecta; Diptera; Chironomidae. The record is from the annotation of a GenBank genome assembly.
UGCUUAUUACAAUUAAUUUAAAUAAGUGAUGCUGUAAAUUAUGCUCUAUUCAUUUUUUCCUUUCCUUGGAUCUUUCUUGAAACUUCUUUUCUUGUUGAUUUCUAUGUUAUUUACAGAAACGUUGCUGCUUAUCCUUGUUUCUGUGGAUUUAUAGCUCUAAUUAGCAAUUUUUUUAAUUAUGUUAGAGUCAAUUUCUGAUUUUUCUUUUAAAAAACUUAAUUCUUAAAAAAUAUCAAGAAUUAUCCAAGUAAAUGAGCUAUAACUAAGCAACACUCAGCAAAUGAGUUUGAAUUAGUCUGUUGUCAUUGAUAUUGAGUUGCAGAGAUGUUAAUUAAGCUAAUCUUUGAGCUUUUUCACUCUGCAUGAAUUUAUUUUUGUUUAAAUUCGACUUUCAAUUGGAAAACGUCAUUACUCUUGAUAUUAUUCACUUACAUAUCAUUUUUAUCACGUUUUUAAUCACUUUAGAUUACUGUAAACACCGUAGUUUAGUGUAAUUAACAAAAUUUCUGAUUUGUUUACAUUCAAUGUUUUGAAAUUUUUAAACUACUGGAAACUGCUAUAAUUCAAAAAUUUAAAAUAAAAAUGUUCGAUACAAAACUACUAGAAAUUAUGGCAAGACCCAGAUUAAACCAGAUUAAACUAGCUAUAAUUGAUAUAACAGCUGUAAUUGAUAACAGGUUGACUGACAGUAAACCAUAGUCCGUUGAAAAACUUCACAUGAAUAUUGAGCAACUAAAAUGUAUAGAAAUGGACGAAAAGGAUUAUAAAUCACUCAUACUCAUUGCUGGACUUGAUAAGUUCUACAAUACAAUGAAUACGCUGUGUGUAGAGGCUAUUUCUAAAUUUGGAAGUUCCAACUUUCGGUUUUUAAAUGGAAUCUCAUUAAUAUUAGGGAAUAGGCUACAGGAAGGAAUAAGGGAACUAAACAACUUAGUAAAUGAUUUGGAUGUAGGAAUUGGAAGCAUUUUGGCAUUGAUUUAUGGCCACAAGAAAUCUACAAUGGUCGAUAAAGAUGCUGUUGCCAAUUUGGAGCAAAAAAUCAAAGAAGAACGAAAAAGGAUUAAUGCAAAUUCAGCAUAUUUUGCGUCAUUAUUUCUAUUUUUAUGUGGAAAAUAUGAUAAAGCUAAGGAGUAUGCUGAAAAAACAAUAAAAUUUCAUUCCGAUCAUACAGAUUCUCUCGUUCUCAAGGGAUACUGUCUGCUUCAAAUGAAUCAAAAGAACAGAGUGACACUUGAGCUUUUUGAACGUGCCACAAAUAUUUCUGAAUCCAUUUGUGCAACCUUAGGACAAGUUAGAUAUCAUCAGCAAAAUAAUGAUUUCGAGAAAGCUAUAUCCAUUCUUAAUCGUCUUUCUGUCAAAUAUCCACAAUUGAAUAUGCCUUUGGUGGAGAAGAUGAAGACAUACUUAGCAAGUUGGGAUUAUGAACAGGCUUUUGAAACUGCUUACCGCAUUCUUAACAUAGAGCCACAAAAUAUUGAAGCAUUAAGGAUUAAAACUAUUGUGAUGUUGUGUCGUGAUGGAAAAGUUGAAGAAUCUUCUGAAGUAUUAAAUACCCUUUAUAAAGCACUUGAGAAGUUAGAACCUAGCAACAGUGAAAUUUAUUAUGAAAUAGCACAAUUGUUUUCGCGAUGUUGUGGACGAAACAUUAAAAUUUUGGCUGAAACGUAUCGGUUUGCUGAAAAAUCUAAUAUUUUGGCACCGACCAAUUCAAAUUAUUUGACUGAACUUGGCUUUGAAUGCAUUUUGUUAAAGCAAGUCAAGAAUGCGGUAAAAUUCUUUCGCAAUGCUACUAAAAUUGAUGAUAAUUCAAUACAGGCACUAUGUGGCUUGACAAUGUGUCAAUUACUUGAUUCAGGAUAUUCAACACAAGUCAGUCAACAAAUUGAGUUUCUCUCUGAAAUUCAAGGAAAUAAUAACAAGAGCCCACUGUUGCUGCUUCUUUCUGCAAAAAUCUCACCUGACAAACCUAAGCACGCGAUAUCAUUUCUAGUUGAAGCCAGUGAAAUUCAUUUCAAAAAUUUAAAGACAUUAUCCUUUGGAUGUGAGUACCUUCGCAUCUUUGAUCCUGAUUUCCUUCUCCAACUAUGCAAAGAACUUCUUCAGUACUGUCCAAUUCAGCAAAGUAUAACUAUGAAGUCAUCAAUGCCUCGAGAAAGUCUACAUAUUUCAUUAAAGAACAGCAUGAACAUACUAGAAGCUAUUGUUAAAGCAGUUCCUGGAUCGUGUGAAGCUUUAUAUCUUCUAGCACGAGUUCAAUUUUUAAGUGGUGAAACUGGUUCCUCUGCAAUGUCACUACAAAAAAUUCUACAAGAAAUAGAUCCUACAUUUACACCAGCACAUCUGCUCAUUGCACAAAUUCACAUACAGCAAAAUAAUCACCAAAGAGCAUCACAGAGUUUGGAGAUUUGUCUAAGUCACGACUUCAAGAUACGUGACAAUCCACUUUACCAUUUAAUUUGUGGAAUUGUUCAGAAAAGUCAACAGAAAUAUGAAGACUGCCUGAAAAGUUUCAAGAUGGCAAUGACACUGUGUGGAUACUACAAUAUUUCAAAUGCCGAUGACACUUCAAAUAAAUCAAAAAACAAUCCAGACAAAAGUUCACUUGGACUAGCAGAUUUGGUUUCAUUAUUCCUAGAAAUGAUCAACACAUACAUUUUGAUGAAUGAAACGACAGAAGCUUCAAAGUUAAUGCAAUUUGCAAUGAAGGAAUUUGAGAAUACGCCUGAAGCUGGGAGGGUUGUAAUUGCAAAUGCUGAUUUAUAUCUAUCUCAAGGAAAUGUAUCAAAAUCAUUGGAAUUACUGUCGAACAUAAAAUCCGGUCAAACUUAUUAUCUUCAGGCAAAAACCAAAAUGGCACACAUUUAUUUGGUCAAUAAAAAGGAUAGAUUAUCAUUUGCUCAAUGCUUUAAGGAGCUUGUUCAUAAUAAUCCUGGACCAGACAGUUUUAUUAUGCUUGGCGAUGCUUAUAUGUCUAUUCAAGAGCCUGACGAAGCAGUUGAGGCUUAUCGACAAGCAGUUUUACAAGAUCCUAAUGACCCAUCGUUGGCAGCAAAGCUUGGCAGAGCGUACGUAAAAACUCAUCAGUAUAAAAAGGCUAUAUUGUAUUAUAAGGAUGCAAUAAUGGCACCUGAAAACUAUCAAUUGAAAUUGGAUCUUGCAGAAUUGUAUUUGAAAUUGAAGCAAUUCACCAAUGCAGAACAGAUAAUACUUGAAGAUAUUGAAACUAAUCAAAGACAUGAUGAUGACCUGGGCAAGCUACAGACGAGAACAAAAUUGCUUCUUUUGUUAGCAAGAGUACGCGAAAAGAGUGGGAAUAUUAAUUCAUCUCUCUCAACAUUAAAGGAAGCACGUGACAACCAGCACAGAAUACAACAUCGUUUGAGUCUCGAUCAAAAUGCAAAUGUACGUGAACAACAUAAAAUUCUAUCUAAAAUAUGUGCAUUGAUGGCAGAACAAUCGAUUAUGAUUCGUGAUACGGAUCAAGCAAUUUUGCAUUAUAAGGAAGCCAUAAGGUAUUCACCACAAGAGACAACUCAACAGGCUGCUCUUGCAAAACUCUUCAUGCAACUUAAUCGAAUGCAAGAAUGUCAAUCAAUGUGUGCUGUAAUAUUGGAUAAUGAUCCGAGUAAUGAAACAGCUCAAAUAAUGAUGGCUGACUUAUCGUUCCGUAAAAUUGAUUUUGAGAAUGCAGCAUAUCACUUUUCCCAAUUAAUAUUGAAUAAACCAACUUAUUGGACUGCACUUGCACGCUUAAUUGAAGUUAUGAGACGAUCGGGAUGCUUAACAGAUGUUUCUACAUUUAUGGAACGUGCUGAAGAAUCUGCUGAAAGCCAAAUGGAUGCUGGAUUAAAUUAUUGUAAGGGAUUAUACGAUUGGUAUACGUGCAAUCCCAAUGCAGCAUUAAGGUUCUUCAAUAAUUGCCGUCGUGACUCUGAAUGGGGAAAACAAGGUGUAUUCAACAUGAUUGAAAUAUGUCUUAAUCCUGACAAUGACUUACCAUCCGAAUUGGAAAUAAACGAAACCCCAGAAGAUAUCGAUAUAAAUAAUUCCAGACAAAUAGCAUUAAAGACUGCUGAACGAUUGUUGAAAGAACUCAAGCCCAAAACAUACAACUCGCUUGAUAAUGAAGCAUUAAAUCAUAAAUUACUUGAGAAUUUUCUACUGCUGGCUACACGCCAGAAAGCUAAUAUAGAGAAAGCUCUCAAUAAUUUCAAUAGCAUAGCAAGUCAAGAUGAGUUUAAGGACAAUAUUGGUGUAAUUUAUGGCAUGGCUGCAUGUUAUGUUAUGUUGAAGCAAGGACAACGAGCCAAAAAUCAGUUGAAACGUAUAAGCAAGAAUUUAUGGACAUUUGAGGAUGCUGAGUAUUUAGAGAGAUCAUGGUUGCUCCUUGCUGACAUUUAUAUCCAAGCCAGCAAGUAUGAUAUUGCAUCUGACUUGCUACAAAAAGUAUUGAAGCAUAAUAAAUCGUGCUCUAAAGCUUAUGAACUUUGUGGCAGCAUAGCUGAAAAGGAACAAAGUUACAAAUCUGCUGCUAUGCAUUAUGAUCAGGCAUGGAAAUUUUCUGGCAAACAACGACCAGGCAUCGCACACAAAUUGGCUUAUAAUAAUAUGAAAUCUAAACGAUAUGCUGAUGCGAUUGACGUGUGUCAACAAGUCCUCAAAAUUUUCCCCGACUAUACGACUGUACGAGACAUUUUCGAAAAAUGUCGAAACAAUUUAAAGGCAUAAAAUGUGAUUAUAUGUUGAUAUGUCCUUACUUAUGUACUCUUUUAUUAUCCGUCCAAAUUAAAGCACUGAAUACUAUUUUUAUGUAGAUUUAU